CCGUAGACAGACCGUGGCCCAGACUCUGUCAUUCUUGCACUUUUAUUGCAGUUGUUUCUGUGCUGCGCCUUCCAUCAUCUCAACUGCCAACUACCAACUACCAACGAGUACCUCACAGUUCUCCCACAGAGCUCCCACAGUGCUCUCUCUGCUCUCAUCUCAGUACUGUCUCAGUACUCUCCCAGUACUCUCUCAGUACUUGUCAACACCUCUCCUACACCACCUACACCAUCUCUACCUUCUCCGUCUCUAUCCGCCACCAAUUCUCGGGUCUUGAUCUGGCCCACCCCUCUUACGAGACCGAGACCAACUCCUCUAUCCACCGUCCACUCUGUCCCUCCUCUUUAGCCACCUUUUAGCUUGAUCAGCUCUCGUCGGCAUCCGACCAUCGCCGUCUCCUCGCUCCACACCUUCCCUGGCCCAUCAUACAGUCUUCCAUUUCUUUCGCCGGACUGCCCGAUCUUGUCCCACCUGUCGUCCCUAAAUAGCUAUUCUCUGAUACACCUGUCCGCAAACCCCUCUCACAGAAAGCCUUUGCUCUUUCUCACCCUUCACUCUCCUGAGACACGGCCCAAAUUUUUCUGCCAGUUCUCAGCUUCAUGCAGGCCCGAACCAACAGUCCUCCAGAAUCGUGUGAGUGAAGAGGAGGUCGAUUUGCGAGACGCAGUGCAAAAGGGCACACAGACGGUGCUCAUCUUUGUGAACAUGUCCUACCUAGACCCCAGUCGGUCCUUAUAACCUCCCUCCCCAAACCCCCAUUGCUUUCACUCCACUGCCUCUAUAUCUGCCGGCGUCAGACUCAACGGCCAACAUGGCGGACAAGCGUAGAAGGAAAAGCCUCAGCCUCUUCCGGCCAAAGCUCGAUACCUCUCCCGCCCUCCAAAUCACCACCAACUCGUCCGAGAAGCGUCUAGACGACGACUCUAUUCCUAGCCCGGUUGAUGUCGACCAGUCCAGCCCUCGCGUCCGCCCUCGAACCCUCCAAAAGUCCAAUCGUACCUCGGUUUUUGGCUCUCUUCGAUCCCUGCAUUCGCUCGACGAGGAGGACAGGGUCGCGCUGACCCGCUCCGACUCCAAAGCCUCGUCCCUCCAUGACGACGAAUUGAUGAUGAAGGGCCUUUUUGGUGAAAGAGUCAUUCAGUACGGCGAAGUCCAGGACACUGGCGGCAACGUCUUUCGCAAACGCAACCGUUUCCUCGUCUUGACCGACACCCAUUUGAUCCGCUUCCGAAGCCAAGCCAAAGCUGUCGAGAUGUUUCCCAGCAUUCCUAGCGUCGUCACCAGGGGCCAUACUGCUCGAAAUUCCUCCGUCAGUUCCUACCAAGAGCUUCAACUUGCCGCCUACACCGAUAUCACCUCAGGUGUUUCUUUGGAACACAUCGUCUCGGUGUACAAAAUCUUCGAUGAAGGCCGCGCCUUGCACUUGAUUGAAGUCGCAUAUACCGAUGAACGUACCAGAAAGGCUUCCAUCUUGCAGUUUCAGGUCAACGACAUUCGGGAGGCUGAGGUCUGGACCGGUGCAAUUCGUUCUGCCGCCAGGUCUGCCAUCACCUCAUCCGGUCAGUCCAUCCAGGGUCAGACCCUUGAGUAUCUCGCUCGUCUUUUGGAAAAGGAUAGAGAUUACGAUCCUGAACACUUCCAUGCCUUCAAAGUCGUGCAAAGAUCCCCCACCAAGUCCGGAGUCAGAACGUCUGCAGAAGACUUGACCCGUUUCGGAUCCACACUCUGCUAUCUGGUCAUUGGUCUUCACAAUCUACAUCUCAUCCCAAUCAAUCGAUCGUCGGCAAGAUCAUCUAGCAGCUCCUUGAACGAUGUCGACUCCUCAAGAUCCUUUGGCAUCGUCACACUGUCGUCAGUCAAGCUUCGUCCCGGAGAGGAUGAUUUCCAGCUCAUCUUCAAGCGGCCCUUGGGUCAGCCGCACAUGGUCCAACUAGCCUCUCUCCAAGUCAGCAACAUUGCCCUGUUGCUGAGAUACUCUUCGGAAUACUUGAGACCUGAAUGGAUCCGUCAGCCCUUCGUUUUCGACGUGCCUCCCGAGCUCGACGACAAGAUGGAUCCCCCAGAUUAUCCCGAAGAAGACCACAAUUGCUUUGAUCGAACCUUGAUCGCCUACUGUGCAGGCUAUGGCGUCGACACAUCUCGAAUAUGCUACUCUGUCGACUAUCAUUGUGAAGAUGCCCCUUGCUUUCAACUGCUCCCACCGUCCGACCGAAAGACGUACACCGCACUCGAGCUGCUCGCUGUCUUCCGAGCGCUCCGAUACAAUGAAUCAUUCAGCUCCAUCUCAUUCGCACGCAUCGACCUGACCCCGCUCCGGAACCUUUAUGACCCCUAUGGAACUGACCAAGACAGCCUCUACUCUCGAUCAGGCCACUCCACCAACAUCGCUGGCCACCAAGAUCUUCCCGUCCUGUCGCAAGAGAUUCGUGGCCUAGCCCUGAAGAGCCGACGACUAAGGCGCUUUGAUUUCUCUUACUCGAUCCCCAGCAGGGCUACCGUCGACGAUUCGCCGGCUAUCGACUGUGGGAUUCCCGAGGCGCUGGCGCCUUUGUGCAAGCGGAGCUUGACUAACGUGGACUGGAUCAUUCUGACGGGGGUACGACUUGCCGAUUCUGACCUCAACUAUCUCGUUGACGCUGCUUCGGAACGAAUCUGCCAUUUCCGAGCUCUCGAGAUUGGAGAUUGUGGGCUAUCGAUCCACGACGUGGACGUCUUACUCUCGGCACUGGCUUGUCAAGACACCACUAUGGAAGUGAUCAACAUCUCAGGGGCCUUGGGACGAUUUAGCCCCGAGUUGUUCCAACGAGAGUUGGGAGCCUUCUCACGGAUACGCCGUCUCAACCUCACCCGGGUGCAAAAGACUGCAGGGCCGGAGCCUCUGAUUGCGCCCGACGCCCUUCAUGCCUGGAGGUUGGAGGAGCUUCAUCUCUCACAAACGACCUUGAACGAACAGACGGUGGAUUCGGUUUCGACAUAUCUUGGCUGCCCAAAGUCGGAGAUUCUGCGAGAUUUGCAGAUAAACCAAUGCGGGUUGACAGGCCGUGAUCUGGCGACCUUUUUUCUCUCCAUGAACGAGGACGGCGAGCCGGCAAGAGUGAUGCAUGUGAGUGCCAACGAGAAUCGACUCAAGAUCGGCAGCACGGCGCUGUUCCAGGCCAUCGGUCACAGCCGUGGGCCCACGUCGUUGAGUAUGCGCAUGAUGGACUUUGAGAAGGAGAGUCAUUUUCGUGAGUUGAUCCGAGCCUUGACCUCGAACACCAGUUUGAGAAGCCUGGAUAUCUCUCGUGCGUCGCUGCCGUACGACGCCUCGAUUGAAACUUGCGAAGCGCUCAAAGAGAUGUUUGCGACGAAUCAAACCCUGGAAGAGCUAGACAUCAGUGGCGAACAGGCACAUUUAGACGCGACUCGGUUUGGAAUCGGGCUCAACAUAGCAUUACGCGGGUUGGAGAACAACAAGACGCUGAGGCUUCUGCGCAUUGAGCAUCAGCUAUUGGGUUUGCAGGGAGCCAACACUUUGGCUGAAGUGCUUCGAAAGAAUAACGCACUAUUGGAGAUUCACUGUGAGCACAACGACAUCAAUCUGCAAAGCUUCACGGUGCUUGUCGAUGCCCUGGAACACAACACAACUCUCCUCUAUAUGCCGACUCUCAACCAUGACCGAGCCAAAUUCAUGGACAAGAUUCGACGGGAGCUCGAGGCAGUGGAUCGGGUGGAAAGUCCCAAGCCCAACAAAAGUGGCAACACGCUGAAGAAGACAUUUGGUGGAGGAUUGAGCAGUCGAUCGCAUCGACAUAGCCACAGUCACAGCAGCUCGAUCUCAUCCAACACGUCCUUCACCGACCAGGAUGUCACGGCGGUGAUUGCAACACUAGAAGAGAAAUGGAACGCACAAGAGACACGCAUGCAAAAGUAUCUUUAUCGAAACUACUGUCUGGCGCAAGGAGAGAUGUGGGAGGACGAUGGCACUGGCGAGCACGGUGACCCCAAGUCCAGCGCGGCUGGAGAUUCGAUGGCUCAAAUCCUGCAAAAGGUCAGACUCAACCGAACACCGACAGUUGAUAACCCGUCGAUUGCGGACUAUCUGGAUGAGAAACUCGGGAUUAAGAAGAGUCUUGUUUUCCCUAUGCCGGAGGAUUGAUGGCACAACAAAGAAAGCAUUUUCCAGUUGGAUCAUGGUUGUUUUUGGACGACAUGUUGGACUAAUAUCUCCUUUUUUAACGCAUGCUUGCAGGACAAGCCUGAAUUGUAUCUACCUAGACAUGAUUGGCAUGAUUGGUGCGAUCCUUGGUCUGAAACCGGUUGGGUGACAAGGUAUGACGAGGUUGCUGACGAUGCAUAUGGCGGUCUCUGGAUUAUGAGUUUAACGGUAUUUGAGUGCGGUUUGGAAACAUAAGCACGACAGACGGUAAACGGGAUGGGCAUUUUUAUUGACAAUUAGUCGGACAUGGUCGUAAAGUAAUAUUCUGACUUGCUGAGAUGAUGAGCUCUCUUGA
Molecule: messenger RNA, 4493 nt
Organism: Exophiala mesophila
Lineage: Eukaryota; Fungi; Ascomycota; Eurotiomycetes; Chaetothyriales; Herpotrichiellaceae
Exons: 1
Coding region: 812-4138 (1108 amino acids)
Source: RefSeq, a predicted model, not a curated record